Molecule: messenger RNA, 1025 nt
Organism: Episyrphus balteatus (marmalade hoverfly)
Lineage: Eukaryota; Metazoa; Arthropoda; Insecta; Diptera; Syrphidae
Product: phospholipid scramblase 1
Exons: 7
Coding region: 141-971 (276 amino acids)
Biological process (GO): plasma membrane phospholipid scrambling
Cellular component (GO): plasma membrane
Molecular function (GO): phospholipid scramblase activity
Source: RefSeq, a predicted model, not a curated record
AUAAGCUUUUGCCAGCCCUUAUCACUCUGUUUAACUCAUUCAACUACUAUAUUAUGAGCUAUCAACAUUUGAACUGAUAUCUCUUGCUAUCAGUUUUGUUUCGUUUUCAUUAAGAACAAGUUAAUUUAGUGGAUACAAAAAUGCUUCAGGACAAUUCUGUAAGGAAUUUACAUUAUGACAGUGAAAUCCGUGUUGCCCAGCAGCCAAGAUUUGAUCCAACAGUUUUCGAAGGCCCAACAAAUAUAACCUCAGUGCCUCGAGAAAACCAAGGAACCGUACGCAUUCCACUACCUGUUUCGACCAUAGAAAACCAGCCUAUUAAUGGAAGUCGAACCUACAUUCCUCUAUCGGGCUAUGAUAUUCUAGCAGACUUGCCAUCUGUUCACAUUGAACAGACAUUUGAAUUAAAUGAGACUCUCACAUCAGUGUCUUCGGAAAAUCGUUACACAGUACGAUCACCUUUUGGUGAAGCCAUAUUUGCUGCUUCAGAAAGUUCAACAUCAAAUCAUCGUUUGUGUUGGGGUUCAAAUCGACCAUUUCAAAUGCAUAUCCUCGACAAGACACAUCAGGAGGCACUUUCUCUGCGACGAGAUUUGGCAUUGGGAUUUCUUUGCUGUCAGCCAAAGAAUUUAGAAGUAUGGGCUCCACCUGGAGAUCUAUUGGGUAGAAUAGUUCAAAUACCAUCGGUUUUGGCUCCAGAAUUUGUGAUUGAAAAUGAAUUCCAUGAUCAUUUGUUUCGAAUUGAAGGUCAGAGUAAUGCUGGAUUUUGUUGUUUUUGCCCACCAAAGGAGACGUAUUUUAAGAUUUACACUGGCAAUGAUAUGAGAGCAUCAAUUCACAGAAAAUGGUCACAAAGAAGCUCACAAUAUACAACAAAUAUUUAUUACAGUGAUCCCAGUAUGGAUAUUAAAUCAAAAGCAUUGUGUCUUGGAGCUGCAUUUCUAAUGGAAUAUCUUUACUUUCAAUCUUGAUUUAAAGAUAACACUUGCAGUAUUCAUAUACUUCUUUUAUACACUUGUAUUUCU